Messenger RNA from Xiphias gladius (swordfish), 4619 nucleotides. RefSeq names its product RNA-binding motif, single-stranded-interacting protein 3-like. The transcript is spliced from 14 exons. Gene Ontology annotation, cellular component: ribonucleoprotein complex; cytosol; nucleus. The coding region runs from base 891 to 2171 and encodes 426 amino acids. Gene Ontology annotation, molecular function: poly(U) RNA binding; mRNA 3'-UTR binding; poly(A) binding. The record is from RefSeq and is a predicted model, not a curated record. NCBI's taxonomy places the organism in Eukaryota, Metazoa, Chordata, Actinopteri, Istiophoriformes, Xiphiidae.
AAAAGAGGGAGGGGGUAAGAGAGAGUGACAAAAAAGGCAGUCACAGCUUCAGCUCCAGACCACCCUCUCUCCUCCUCCUCCUCCUCCUCCUCCUCCUCCUCCUCUCCUCCUCUUCUCUUUCUAGCUCCACAUCCAUGUGUGAGUUCAUCGCAGAUUUCACUGUCUUUUGAGGAUAGAGCAGAGGACAGCGUGUGUUUUCCAGGAUACAGCCAAGCUCCCGGUGGGAUCAGAGUCUCGUCUGGUGCGAUAGAGAGAGAGAGAGGAAGAACGAAACAGGGAAACGGAUACACAGGAAGAGAGAAGAGAGAGAGAGAGAGACUGGAAAGCAAAUUGAAGGGGCAUGUUCAGGGCAGCAGAGAAGAAGAGUGAGUCUGAUUUUUAGAGCGGAGAGCGCAAGGAACCGGCAACCAAAUCCCAUCCAUUCCUUCUUUCCUUCUCCUCCUCAUCCUCUUCUACCUCCCUCUCCUUUUACCCUCUCUCUGUCCUGCUAUUAAAUUUCCCCUAUUGUUUCCUCUAUUGCCUCCUACUCUCCUUUCAUAUCUUUCUUUCCUCACCCUCCACCUCCUUCUCCCCAAACCCGUUUUCUGCUGCUUCCAGAUUCUCUCCGUCUCUUUUUCCAGACCCACGGGAAGAAUGGUUUUGUGAGGUUCCCUGUGAGCUCCCAGACAAGUAGACAGACUAACAUCCCAAAUACUAUCUGUCCUUCUAUCCCUCCGUUCUUCUGUGCGUUUAUCACACAAACCUCAGUAGGAGGAGAGCAUUCUCUCUCUGCAUCUUCGACUCUUGGAAACAGUUGUUUGAAGGAUCCAGGCCAGGCCCUUGGAGUGAUUGUACCCCACCUGCGAGCUUCUAUCUCCAGCCUCCAGGACCUUCAAUUGGAUUCCAGCUACAUGGGAAAACGUUUGGAGCAGCAGCCAAUGUACCCCCACUACACCUACUACUACCCCCACUAUCUCCAGACCAAGCAGUCCUAUGCUCCUCCCCCUCCACCCAUGGCUCCACCCAGCCCCAGCACCACAGGAGGAGGAGGUGGAGGUGGAGGAGGAGGUCAGGGAGGAGGGCUAGUGGAGCAGCUCAGUAAGACCAACCUGUACAUCAGAGGCUUGCCGCCGGCCACUACUGACCAGGACCUCAUCAAACUCUGCCAGCCAUAUGGGAAGAUUGUGUCAACAAAGGCCAUCCUGGACAAGAACACCAAUCAAUGCAAAGGCUAUGGCUUUGUGGACUUUGACAGCCCUGCAGCAGCCCAGAAGGCUGUGGCCUCGCUCAAAGCCAGCGGAGUCCAGGCACAGAUGGCGAAGCAACAGGAGCAGGACCCCACCAAUCUUUACAUCUCCAACCUACCGGUGUCCAUGGACGAGCAGGAGCUGGAGAACAUGCUGAAGCCCUUUGGUCACGUCAUUUCCACACGGAUACUGAGGGACGCCAACGGCCUGAGCCGAGGAGUCGGCUUUGCAAGGAUGGAGUCAACAGAGAAGUGUGAUGUGGUGAUCCAAAAUUUCAAUGGGAAGUUCUUGAAAACCCCUCCAGGCAUGACAGCCCCAGCAGAGCCUUUGCUGUGCAAGUUUGCUGAUGGAGGCCAGAAAAAGAGGCAGACCCAGGUCAAGUAUCCCCAGAAUGGCAGACCGUGGACACGGGAAGGAGAGAGUGGUAUGGCGUUGACGUAUGAUCCCACUGCGAUGCAGAACGGGUUUUACCCUUCGCCAUACAGCAUCUCCACCAAUCGGAUGAUUGCACAGACAUCAAUCACACCCUUCAUCGCCGCCUCUCCUGUCUCCACGUAUCAGGUUCAGAGUACAUCUUGGAUGCCACAUCAACAGUAUGUUAUGCAACCCACAGGUGCUGUCAUCACCCCAGCCGCGGCCAUAGAGCCCAGUUUGUCUCUUCACCCCUCCAGUGUUAUGGCUCCUCUCACCCAGCAGAUGAACCACCUGUCUCUGGGCACUACAGGCACUUACAUGCCUGCUGCAGCAGCUGCUCCUAUGCAAGGAACCUACAUUCCCCAGUACACUGCAGUGCCUGCCUCUGCCAUCACAGUGGAAGGCGUGGUGACAGACCCAUCUCCACAGUCAGCUGCCCCCUCCUCGCAGGAUGCCAGCGGACAGCAGCCUUUAUCAGUGGAGAGUACAGGAGAUCAUGCCACAGCCUACUCUUACCAGCAAACUAAAUAACAAGAUUGGUAGGAUUCAUUGCUGCAUUGCCUUUAGAAGGACUGCACUGAGGCCCUGGAGUCACAGAAUGAAUCAAAAUGAAACUGGGACAAAGAAAAAGAUAUGACAUGGACACCACUGAGGGGAGAAUGCUUCCACUGUGCACAGGCACCAAAUAAAAGACAAAAUAAAGAAAAAAAAUCAAUUAUAUUUCUUACCUGGUUGAACCAAGAAAAAGACUGAAGAAUAAAGAAAUGAUGGUUUGUUGAACUUGAGGACAAUGAAAUCAAACACAGUCCGCAACCUUGAGUUGAUAAUUUCUCACCGUGAGACUGGACUUUUGCCUCCAAAGGAAAAAGAGAAGACAUUGACUGAAAUCUAAACUCAACCAACAAGCUGUACAGAAAAAAGAACAUUUGAAUGUGCAGGUAGAUUUUCAGACUUUUUUAUUAAAAAAAAAAAGAAGGAAGCAAAGUCUAGAAAAAACAGGUUGUCUUCCUUUGAUAUUAAGCUACAUUAUUUUCAUUCUUUUUAUUAUUUGAGUAGUUUUCUAGAAUAUCAAUGUUUUCGUAAAUCUUUAUUGCCUUAAUUUUCUCAAACUUUGGGAAAAAUGUUUCCAUAGUGUUGAAUUAUUAAAAAAAAGACUGAGUGAUUGAAUGAUUUGAGAGGUUCUUAAAGUUUCCAGGAGCCUCGAAGACAAAAUCUACAAAGCUAUCUGUACAGGAUAAAAAAAAUAAGGUUGUAUUUGUAUGAAGAUGAUUUUAAAUUAUGUGGUGCAGUGCAGCUGGUGUUGGUUGACAGGAAAAAAAAAAUCUUCUGGAAAGGCUCAAUCCACUGCUCCCUGGAAAGUGCAGUUUAGUUUAAUCAUGGGAUAAAAGUUCUCUUUCUCCAUUGCAUUUGUAUUUUUUUGUUUUUUGGUCUUUUUACCUUCCAAAAGUUUUUGCCUUUGCCUGCUUUGCUUGUUUCACUGCAAAAAGAAAAGUAAAAAAUAAAAAAAACUCUGACUUUGACAAAAAGCAGAAAAAAAAAAAACGCUAGGAUUUUUAAAUGUGCAAAAAGCAAUAGUUUUAGUAAAACUGUUGACAGUUUCUUGAGUCUUUCUUAACUGUUGAACAAACGCAGCCUACAGAUGGCAUAUUUUAUACCAAAGAUGAAGAAACUAAGUAGUGAAGAGAUCUUCCUGAUGUUGCUUUCUCUUUAUUUUUUUCACCUCUGAAACAGAAUUUUUUUCUUGCUUUUCAUGCUCUUGGUCUGUGAAAUGAUUUUCUCAGAGACUGAGAACAUGCAGGAGGUUUUUAACACAAUUGCCUCAACCAGAAAAGUGUUCUCUGAGGUGUUUUGUAUGUCAUGUGAUCAAAUGUGGUGAUGAUCUAAAAUGGCUCUGUAACAUCUGUUGAGAGACCAGACACCUGGUGGUAUGGAGAUAUUGAAAGGGGAAGGUAUAUUAUUGGGAAUAAUUUGGUAUAGUAUAUUUUAGUGGUAAAGAGGCUGACAAGGCAUUAUAUCCUGUGGAAUAUUGGUGUGUACUAUUUAAACUGAAUUUUUUUUAAACUUUAAACUAAUACAGUUACCACACCAUCCUCAGGCUGCAUUGACCAAUCUUACACCCUAAAUGCAGACACUGAGCUGCUGUAACUCAUUAUGACGGCUCCCAAAAACACUCUAGAUUUAAUCAUUUUGAAAUUCAAAGUCUCAGUCCGCACAACAAACUGUUUUAAACCACUGUCUCGCCAAACGCUAGCCAUUUCAAAUGCGAGCAGGGCGAGGAUCUCUGUAAGAUGAAAGGGCAUUUCUGUUGAACAAAACAUUUCAGCUUAUGUAUAUUCUCCUAAAACGACAAGGAGAUAUUUUUCCUUUGUGUUGCCUUUUUUUUUUUUUUUGUCUUUUUGAGAACUGAUUAUGAUAUGUGAGCUGCUAAACUUCUCAGUGUUGGGGAUUGGAAUUGUCUUGUGUCGUGUGGGUGUGGAAGAGGUGCGGCCCCAGGAAGCCAGUAACCGACCACUUUACGCAGGGAUAAAGACGAUCAUUUGUACUGAAUAAAGGUGCAUCGGUUAAGAACAAAAAGCAAAAAAAGAAAACAGUACAGCGACUUCAGCUGCCUGAUGCCAGCUUUGAGGUCACAUCCUCAAAGCCCCACCCACCUGACUCUCCACCAAUGAAAGGAAGCUAAUGGAAGCAGAGGAACAGAAGUAAAAAGUAAAAGUUUCAACCAAAAUCAAGCAGAUACAAACCUCUAUUGGAAAGUAAAUUAUUGAAAGAUGAGAGAGAGAGAGAGUAAAAAACGAGAGAAAACGAGAACAAAAUUAAUAUUUAUGAAAUCUUUUUUGUACAGGUGUGUAAAAGAAGAUGCAACAGAAAUAACUUUGAUGAUGCUAUUUUUUUAUUUGCUUGGUCACAUGCCUCCCAUGUCUUUCAAAUUGUGAUUCUGAGAGUGUCUGUAGAACCAGUGGAUAUUGCUGUAGUUCCAAA